Spinacia oleracea (spinach) is the source of this 1255-nucleotide messenger RNA. RefSeq lists its product as uncharacterized. The record is from RefSeq and is a predicted model, not a curated record. The coding region runs from base 415 to 1122 and encodes 235 amino acids. The transcript has 10 exons. Lineage: Eukaryota; Viridiplantae; Streptophyta; Magnoliopsida; Caryophyllales; Amaranthaceae.
AAUUAUAUUGGGUUUCAGAUUGAACUGAAAUCAUCAUUUCCGGAAAAAAAAAAACAAACAUCGGAUCAUAUAAAUCGAUCGGGACAAUUAAGCUCGGAUCAAUUUUACCGUGUCUAAUUGCGCACUUGUGCUCAUUACAAUUUUUCCUCUUCUCCCGCUAAAAGAUUGUAAAGAGAAAGAGAAAUGUUGCGCAAAACCGGAAACAUUUGUCUAAAGAAAUCCCAAUAACUCAAUAAGUCUGCAAAUAACAAUAAAUUAAUAAACUAAUGUCGUCACAUAGUCAGUGAGCUUCUCGAAGUUCCAUAAUCAUAAAUUCAUAACGCCCCGCACUUUCUUCUCCAUCUCGAGGCUCCAUCAAUCAAAGAUUAGUUCAUAUUGGAAAAGCAAAGAGCCAGAGACAGCUUAAUUUAGGAGAUGACAAAUUGGGAGUUGAAGAAAUGUUGCAACCAUCAACAACUUAUUUUCUUGACUACCACUGCUGUCUGUGCUGUUGUCAUUCUUGCUCUAUGGAGAACGAUACUGCUGAUGCCUUUUAAGCUUGUCACUGUUUUUCUUCAUGAAGCAAGCCAUGCAAUUGCUUGCAAACUUACUUGUGGCCAUGUGGAGGAGAUGCAAGUACAUGCAAAUGAAGGUGGGAUGACGACUACACGUGGUGGCGUUUAUUGGUUUAUCUUGCCUGCUGGAUACCUCGGCUCAUCAUUCUGGGGAAUGGCUUUAAUACUUGCAUCAACAAAUCUUUUGACUGCGAGAAUAGCUGCAGGAUGUUUAGCCCUUGCUCUAUUUAUCGUUCUUUUCGUUGCCAAAAAUUGGACACUACGUAUAUUAUGUAUUGGGUUCAUUAUUUCUCUUGCUGUAAUCUGGGUACUGCAAGAAACAACAAAAAUCCACAUUCUCCGUUAUAUGAUUAUGUUCAUUGGUAUAAUGAACAGUCUGUUCUCAGUAUUUGAUAUAUACGGUGAUUUAAUCUCCCGAAGGGAACACACUAGUGAUGCAGAGAAGUUUGCAGAAGAAUGUCCUUGCUUCUGCAAUGGUGUGGGAUGGGGUAUCGUUUGGGGAAUAAUAUCAUUUAUGUUUCUAUGUAUAUCCAUGUAUUUAGGCCUCGUAAUCCUAUCUUCAGCUUAAGAAGAACUAGACUGCUUGAAUGCUGCAGCUCGCUUACAGAUUAAUAUAUGUUAUUACUUUUUUAUGAUGUGUAUCAGUCCAAGGAUAAUCCAUUCAUAUAAGUGAAUAGAGUUGCAUACAUCACAUGCAUUUA